Porites evermanni is the source of this 3338-nucleotide messenger RNA. The record is from the annotation of a GenBank genome assembly. Lineage: Eukaryota; Metazoa; Cnidaria; Anthozoa; Scleractinia; Poritidae.
AUGGCAACAACUGAGGAAAUAGUCUCACAAUACGAGGAGAUGUUUUCUAAACGAUUUACGGGCGAAGAUGAGGAAUACAUGAAGACAGUGAACAAGCCUCAGGCUUCUCCUCCCUGCCUUACGGAUUGGAUAAACACAGGCUACAGAGACAGGUAAUAUGAGUCAUGGAACAAUUUUACAAUGCCUUCUCACUUCGUUGCUUAUGCCUGAAUGCAUUGUAGGUGUCAAGAAGCAAUAAUACAUGUUGUAGUGACACUGGAAGUGGACAUGAAACCCGGAAUAUCCCGAAAAAAACGUACAAUGAGUGAAGUGCAAAUUACAACCAGAAACCCUGGCUCUUAUCUUAAAAAUAUUAAUAAUUCUCCUUCUGGUUGUUCGUUUAUCUGUUUUCAUUUGGUUUGUUUAUAUGUCUUAUGGUGUGUUCCAGGUUUUCUCAGUUAAUUUAUUUCACUGUGCGUGAAAGAAAUGUGCAGAAAUGCUGUUUUUGCACACCUAACCUGGUACCCUAAAAUCUUCUGCCAUUUCCACUAUCAGGCAUAUUACGAACUCACAAUGACCUGCUCUCCAGUUGGCUUGUUAAACUCAAUGGAUAGAGCGAUGUGCCUGGUCAUCACAUACAUCAAGCCUGAAAUUUUUCAGGUUCUUUUUCGAGCACUUAGGUUAUUCACUCUACUGCAAUGGUCACUUUCAUAUCUUUAUCCACAGUUCAAAAUAUUAUUCGUUUUAUAUAUUUUAAUUCAAGUCAUUUCCACCAAUGGAUAUCUUAUGAACUCACAAUGGCCUUCUCUUCAGUUGGCUUGAUAAGCUCAAUGAAUAGAGCAUUGCAUCCAGUCAUUGCAAAGGUCAGGGUUUGAUUUCUGGUCAAGCCUUAAUAUUUUCAAGUUCUUUUUCAACCGCUUACAGUGUUCCAGUUAAUUCUUUUAGGCAGGGGGUCAUGUAGACCAUCUGAGGGGUCACCAAGACCAUGUGCUUGUUUUUUCGUUAUAUUUAACUUGACACUUAUAUGUCAUCUGUUGGGUCAGGAAGCCUUCUUUGUCAGGUCAUUGACCCGAAACCUGUCACAUAUCUGGAACACUGUGCUUAGGUUGUUCAUUUUGCUAGGAAGAUCAUGAUUACUUUCGUAUCUUUAUUCACAGUUCAAAAUAAUUAUUCAUUUCUUUUAUUUCAAUUCAUAUCCAUUUACUCUGACACCAGUUAGCAGAGUGCUCAACUACAGAGCAGUAGCAGGUCAUCGGUUCAAUCCACAAGGCCGGACCAGCACUCGGGGUCUAAAAAUUACAUGGAUUUGAAGAUCAAAUUGCUGGACCUUCACAUACUUCACAUGACAAAAUUGAAAGGGGGUCUUUUCUCUGGCAGGAGACAUAAAAAUAGUGCGAUCCUAGAUACAUUUUAGUACUUUUGUGCUAAGAACAUUGACAUGUAGAUAAAUAACGUUUUUUUUAAUCUUCUUAUCUCGUUUUUUGUUUCUUUAAGUCUUACUUGGACUUGUUGGGAAAAUAUUGGAAUUUUGAUUUUACUUCCAACAAAGGUCAAUCUUUUUUUGUAUUAUAAGUAAAGUUUCCCUUCACAUAUUUUUCUUUCAUGAUUUAGUCGCCAUGAGGGCAGAGGGGAUAGCAGGGGCUAUGAAAGAUCAAGACAUGACAGUGGGCGAGACUAUGGCAGGCGAUAUGGGGACCACGGAGACAGACAUGAUGACAGAUCUCGGCAUAGAGAUGAUAGGUAUUAACAUUAUUGUGUGACAGUUAAUUUAAUUGCCUCCUGAAAUGUCAUAUUUCCAGAUAAAGUACAUGUAUUGUUGGUGUUAAGUCAAGCCAAAGAUUUUAUUAUUUUGAUUAUUUCUUGUUUUCCAUACUAUCUGAUCAAACUUGCCAAACAUGCAGUAGUAAAUUUUUAUUAUAAUAAUUUUAUACAUGAUGAUUGUUACCAUUUUACCAGUUAUUUUCAAAGUUAGGAGGCUGAUUAUACUAAAAUAAAUAUUGUUAUUUUGGUCAAACAUUCCAUAAGUGACCACUACGCAAAUGCGAAGAGUUACUGAUGGUGUAGGGGAGGUGGUCACUUAUACAGUGUUCUCCUUAUCAAGCGGUAAGCGGUAAAAUUUACCAUCGAAACAGCACUUCUUACCGCCUGGAACCGCUUGAAGGUUUACUAACAUUGAAUAAGUUGUUUUAAAAAAUAUGCAAGUUGUGAUCCGAUCCGAUUAAGGUAGUGAAUGAAUAUAUGGAAGUGUACUAAAGUAUACACAGCUUCUCUUUUCAUGGGCCAUGCAUUUUGGAAAGAGAGCAUUGAAGACAUCAUUGGAAUCAAACGUUUUAAAUUGUUGUCUAAAGAUAACAACUGCUGAUUUGCGUAAAAUAGGUCUUAAAAUUAGGGAAUUACGUUUCAGAGAACUUAGCUCCUAAAUUUCACAGUGAGGUUGAAGUCAUGUCCCUCACUCCCCUACUCCCCUCUCCCCAGGAAAGUGUGUCUCUGGCACAUAUUUUUUUCCUUACCGGCCAUGAAUGGUCCCUUACCUGCUGAGCUAAAAUUUAAGGAGAACACUGCUUAUAAGAGUUGGACUGCAGGAAGUGUUUUAGGAAGCGAAGCCCUGACCAACUACUUUUUUGGAGAGAAUGUAUUGCAUGAAAUUUUUAGGUUAUAAUUAGCGGUAAUAAUAAAUUAUUCCCUGAGUGCACGUUGGAUAUGAGAUGUUAAACAAGGCAUGUAGCGCUGAGAUGGCUAUAAUUGUCUUGUAUCCAUCAACUGCUAGUGGAAUAAUUUUUGUAUUAAAAUUGCCCACAAAAUGUCAGGGUCGGAAGUUAACUUUUUGAUAUCGGCACCAACUGGCAAGCAAGUAUGAAUUGUUGGUUGCAAGAGGGCAAAUUGCAUUAUCCAAUGAUUCAGUUUUAAAUAAUAUUCAUUAAUCCAUUUUGUUUCUAAAAGUUCUUUCUAUACUCUGAAUAGCAAUGUACAUACAGCGAACGCAAAGGCCAGCCAUUUUAUCAAUAAUUGGUUACUUAGAAGUGGUUAAAAGCUAUGGAAAAUUCUAAAACAGUUGUUCUAAAAAGAGGCUGUGGUGGUUAAUGAGAGUUGGUCAUUUACUAGAAGUUCCAACUAUGUUCUGGAUAAGAGGUCACUUAUGGGAAGUGGGUGCUUAUCAGAGUUGUUCACAGUUAGAGGUUCAACCAUAUUAGUAUUUCAGUAUAAAUGCACCGAACAAAAAAACAGUCAUAAUGAUUUCCUUUGUUAUUUGGUCCAGAUAUGGUGGACGCUAUCGAGAUGAUCGUCACAGAGGAUAUGAAGAUCGUAACAAACCUGCUACAGAAUACGGCUCUCGAGGAUAUUACGAGUUCUUCUACUGA